This is a messenger RNA of Meleagris gallopavo (turkey), 1211 nucleotides long. The record is from RefSeq and is a predicted model, not a curated record. NCBI's taxonomy places the organism in Eukaryota, Metazoa, Chordata, Aves, Galliformes, Phasianidae.
UACUACUUGUAUGUUGAAAAAUUUUGGUUUAUAUUUUUGUUUUUUCUUUUAAUAACAGUGCUGUCAAUGCUCCCUACAUUGAGGGAUGCCUUAAUGCAUCAGUUAAAUUCUGAGAGUCUCACAUCUCUUCUUAAAAAUAGGCCAGCAAACAAGUUAGAAAUAUGGGAGGAUUUAAAGAUAAUAAGUUUCACAAGAAGCAUUGUAGCUGUCUAUAGUACCUGUAUGCUGGUGGUUCUUUUGCGAGUCCAAUUAAAUAUUAUUGGCGGUUACAUCUACCUAGAUAAUGCUGCAGUCUGCAAGAAUGGCACAACACCACUAGCUCCCCCUGAGGUUCAACAGCAAUAUUUAUCAAGUAUCCAGCACCUGUUAGGAGAUGGACUGACUGAGUUAAUAACUAUCGUUAAACAAGCUGUGCAUAAAGUUUUUGGAAGCAUUUCCCUUAAGCAUGCCCUAUCUCUUCUGGAGCUGGAACAGAAACUAAAAGAAAUCAGGAAAGUAGUGGAACAUAAAGAUUCAGAUCAGGUCGCACCUUAUUCUCCCUUAUGUCAUUAUCUGAUGCCAGAUGAAGAAAACCCCCUCGCUACCCAGGCUUGUGGACUCACAGAAAGAGACACUGCUACAAUUAAAUUACUUAAUGAAACUAGAGAUAUGCUGGAAAGUCCAGACUUCAGUACAGUUUUGAGCACAUGUUUAAACAGAGGAUUCAGUCAACUGCUGGACAACAUGGCGGAGUUCUUCAGACCUACUGAACAGGACUUCUCUCAGAAUGGCUCUGUAAAUAGUCUCUCCAGCAUCAGUCUUCCUUUAGCCAAGAUAAUUCCAAUAAUAAAUGGACAGAUCCAUUCAGUAUGCAGUGAAACACCCAGUCACUUUGUUCAGGACUUGCUGAUGAUGGAACAAAUGAAAGAUUUUGCUGCUAAUGUUUAUGAAGCUUUUAGUACCCCUCAGCAACUAGAGAAAUGAACUGCACAUUAAUAGGAAUAGAUCAUGUAUUUAUAACACAUCUUUGUGACUACUGCUGAGAUUGGGGUUAAUUUUAUAAUGGCGUAGGAGUGGCAGAGCAGCAGGAAGAACAUACUGAAAAAACUGGGAGUGAGCCCAUAGUCAUUCCAUCUAAUACAAUUCUAUUUCAAAUGCCCAUCAAAAUAUUCUUGUUGAAAGAAUCACUGUAUGUAAAGAAUUUUCUAUUAAAAAGUUGUUAAACUCUUGCA